AUGGAGGAAGUCGAAUGCCAGCAGCCUGAGGAGGCGCCGCAAUAUGUCUGGCCGGAGGUAUCGCCAGGCACUGCGUCAAGGUACCAGGUAGAGAUCACACAGAUCAGGGAUGUGUUUGAGGACAUGACAGAGUCGCACGACGAGACGAUGUGCAACGAGUAUGCUGAGGAGAUUUUCGAGUACAUGAACGAGCUCGAGGAGCAGAUCCUCCCGAACCCGGACUAUAUGGACGGCCAGGGCGAGAUCUCGUGGGAGAUGCGUGAGACGUUGGUUGACUGGUUGUUGCAGGUCCACAUCCGGUACCACAUGCUGCCCGAAACGCUGUGGAUCGCAAUCAACAUCAUCGACCGAUUCCUUACCUCGCGGGUGGUGUCUCUCAUCAAGUUGCAGCUCGUCGGCGUCACUGCGAUGUUCAUCGCCUCGAAGUACGAGGAGAUCAUCGCACCCUCGGUGGAGCAGUUCGUGUACAUGACCGGCAACGGCUAUACCCGAGAGGAGAUCCUCAAGGGCGAGCGCAUCAUCCUGCAGACGCUGGAGUUCAGGGUGUCGCACUACUGCUCACCUUACAGCUGGAUGAGGAAGAUCAGCAAGGCAGACGACUACGAUGUGCAGACGAGGACGCUGAGCAAGUUUUUGACGGAGGUGACCCUGCUUGAUCAUAACUUUUUGGGUGUCAAGCCAAGUCUAGUCGCAGCGAUUGGGAUGUACACUGCGAGGAGGAUGUUGCAGGGACCGUGGGACGCUGGAUUCGUGCACUACUCCGGCUACACUGAGGAGUACCUGUUGCCUGGCUAUCAGCACUUGAUCAACAAGCUGAACCAGGAAGGAUUCGAGAAGCAAUACGUGGUGAAGAAGUACGCGAACAAGAAGUUCCUCAAGGCUUCGCUCUACGCGCUUGAGUACGCGAAGGUCCAGCGCGCCGGAGCCGGCGAGGAAAUGGCCGUUGGCGUUUGA
Messenger RNA from Stereum hirsutum FP-91666 SS1, 954 nucleotides. RefSeq lists its product as uncharacterized. Lineage: Eukaryota; Fungi; Basidiomycota; Agaricomycetes; Russulales; Stereaceae. The transcript has 3 exons. Gene Ontology annotation, cellular component: cytoplasm; centrosome; nucleus. Gene Ontology annotation, molecular function: cyclin-dependent protein serine/threonine kinase regulator activity. Bases 1 to 954 code for a protein of 317 amino acids. Gene Ontology annotation, biological process: regulation of cyclin-dependent protein serine/threonine kinase activity; G2/M transition of mitotic cell cycle. The record is from RefSeq and is a predicted model, not a curated record.